CCCAAACGAAUCGCACCCGCCUGCGCCGCCUUGUCUUCUCCAGCGUCGGAUCUCCCACGCGCCGCCCUCAGUCCUCACCGCAGCCUCCAUUCCCCCGCCACCACCUUCCUUCCCUCACUCACUCCCUCACUCCCUCUGCGCGCGCGCUAUAUAAGGACCACCGGAUGUCGGACGCGCCGGCGAGCCCCCCGGGCGUCGGGAGCGACGACGGCGGGGGCGGCUUCGGCGGCGUCAGGGAGCAGGACAGGUUCCUGCCCAUCGCCAACAUCAGCCGCAUCAUGAAGAAGGCCAUCCCGGCCAACGGCAAGAUUGCCAAGGACGCCAAGGAGACCGUGCAGGAGUGCGUAUCCGAGUUCAUAUCCUUCAUCACCAGCGAGGCCAGCGACAAGUGCCAGAGGGAGAAACGCAAGACCAUCAACGGCGACGACCUGCUCUGGGCGAUGGCCACGCUGGGCUUCGAGGAGUACAUCGAACCCCUCAAGGUCUAUCUGCACAAGUUCAGAGAGAUGGAGGGUGAUAGUAAGGUAACAUCAAAGGAUGGCUCUGUUAAAAAGGAUGUACUUGGUCAUGGAGGAACAACUAGCUCAACUGUGCAAGGGAUGGGCCAACAAGUAGCAUACAACCAAGGAAUGGUUUAUAUGCAACCUCAGUACCAUAAUGGGGACAUCCCAAACUGAAAGAUAGUGGACCUUGUUGGUGGCUGCUGUGCUGGUCUGUAAGGUUGGUUUUCAUCGGUUUCGCUGAUAUACAACUCUUGGAGAGCACUAGGCAGUUAAGGAACUUACUACCCCCAUUAGGCCCGUGUUCGUCUGCCAGAACUGAUGCUCCGAAUUGCCAAGGCUGCUUCCCAGAUGUAAAUUGCUUUUUCCUGAGAAUAGAGUCAGUUGUGGUUAGCAUCGAUGUUGUCUGUUGUAUAUUUAUGAAAAUUUAACAAUUUGGCCUCUUGGCUGUCAUUUGGUUCCAUAUUAUGGAGUAAUCUGUAUUUGGGGAGUGGUAAAUCCAGAUACAUUUGUCCUAAAUUAGUUUUAUCAAACCC
Messenger RNA from Lolium rigidum, 1036 nucleotides. RefSeq names its product nuclear transcription factor Y subunit B-like. Bases 165 to 677 code for a protein of 170 amino acids. Gene Ontology annotation, cellular component: nucleus; CCAAT-binding factor complex. Gene Ontology annotation, biological process: regulation of transcription by RNA polymerase II. NCBI's taxonomy places the organism in Eukaryota, Viridiplantae, Streptophyta, Magnoliopsida, Poales, Poaceae. The record is from RefSeq and is a predicted model, not a curated record. Gene Ontology annotation, molecular function: DNA-binding transcription activator activity, RNA polymerase II-specific; RNA polymerase II cis-regulatory region sequence-specific DNA binding; protein heterodimerization activity. The transcript is spliced from 8 exons.